Messenger RNA from Aspergillus uvarum CBS 121591, 1345 nucleotides. RefSeq names its product lactate 2-monooxygenase. The record is from RefSeq and is a predicted model, not a curated record. Lineage: Eukaryota; Fungi; Ascomycota; Eurotiomycetes; Eurotiales; Aspergillaceae. The transcript has a single exon. Gene Ontology annotation, molecular function: FMN binding; oxidoreductase activity. Bases 4 to 1212 code for a protein of 402 amino acids.
AAAAUGACCCCCAAUCCAACCCCCUACACCUACGAGAACGCCAUCUACAGCGCCGGCCUGGGCGACGAGCGCCCGCGCUUUCCGCCGCACCCGCACGACUGGGAACCCACCGCAAAAUCCCGCCUGUCAGCGGACAGCUUCGGCUACGUCCACGGCUCUGCGGGCACCGGCCAGACAGACGAGAACAACCGCGCCGCCUUCCGGAGAUGGAACCUGCUGCCCUCGCGCCUGGUGCCGUCCGACUACCCCGACCUGAAGGUGAACCUCUUCGGCGAGGAAUACCCCUACCCGAUCGCCGUCGCCCCGGUCGGCGUGCAGAAGAUCUUCCACCGCGACGGCGAGGCCGCCGUGGCGCGCGCCGCCGCCGAAGACAACGUGCCCUACAUCCUCUCGACGGCGGCCUCCACCAGCAUUGAGGACGCCGCGAAGGCCAACGGGGCGCACGGGAAGCGCUGGUUCCAGCUGUACUGGCCGCUGAACGAGAACAAUAAUAUCACCGCUAGUCUGCUGCAUCGCGCACAGGACGCCGGGUAUACGGUGCUCGUGGUCACCCUCGAUACGUAUAUCCUCGGCUGGCGGCCGAGUGAUCUGGGAAAUGCGUAUAACCCCUUCCUCCGCGCGGAUAGUAUCGGGGUCGAGCUGGGGUUUACGGAUCCCGUGUACCGGCAGAAGUUCAAGGAGAAGCAUGGCAAGGAGGUAGAGGAGGAUCUGGGCGCCGCGGCGCAGGAGUGGGCGCAUACGGUCUUCCCCGGUAAAAGUCACGGGUGGGAGGAUUUGCGGUUCCUGAAGGAGCACUGGAAGGGCCCGAUUGUGUUGAAGGGGAUCCAGACCGUCAGAGACGCGGAGUUGGCCGUCCAGCAUGGCAUGGAUGGCAUUGUUGUUUCGAACCAUGGCGGACGGCAGCAGGACGGCGGCGUUGCCUCGUUGGAGGUCCUGCCGGAGAUCGUCGAUGCGGUCGGCGACAAGAUCGAGGUGCUCUUUGAUUCCGGGGUGCGCUGUGGCGCGGAUAUCGUCAAGGCGCUGGCGCUCGGGGCCAAGAUGGUGCUUAUCGGGAGACCGUAUGUUUAUGGGUUGGCGAUGGGGGGCCAGGCCGGGGUGAGCCAUGUCUUGAAGUGUCUCUUGGGGGAUUUGGAUCUGACGCUGCAUUUGUCGGGGGUGCCGUCGGUGCGGAAGGAGCAUUUGAACCGGUCGAUUUUGAGGGAGGCGAAGUAGACCUGACCGCCCCUAUAUCCCAGUGAGAUUAUACUUCGUAAUGUAUUGUAGACUAUACACGCUGAUGCCAAUGAAUGAUAUACGAGUUACUGUGUUGGUCGGUUUGUGGCAAGACAUCAGAACUUUUUCUAUC